GUCCUGAUUUGACGGGAAUUUUCAGAGUGAAUCUUGUGGAGAGCAGAGGUGGCAGUUGUUCAAGUGUUUUCAUGGCCGAUCCCAAGACUAAAUAUCCGUCAAUAGGAGAAGAUGGUCUUCCAAUACCAGGUCGUUUAUAUCAGUUGGAUGAUCCAUAUUACACGGUGUUAUCACUGGAUACUGGCACCUAUCGAACGCAAAAGUUCCACUCAGUAGAACCAGCGUUUUGUGGUUUGGUGAGAAUUGUCGAGGAGGGUGCAAUUGGGAAUGGGAAAUGUCACGCCCUUAUACAAUGGCGUAUCCAACGUAAUCCAAUAAUCGGUGAUAAGUUCGCGUCUCGUCACGGACAGAAAGGAAUCAAUUCUUUCCUAUGGCCAGCCGAAUCGAUGCCAUUUUCAGAGACUGGAAUGAUGCCCGACAUCAUCUUCAAUCCACACGGUUUCCCGUCUCGUAUGACUAUCGGUGAG
Molecule: messenger RNA, 467 nt
Organism: Anisakis simplex (herring worm)
Lineage: Eukaryota; Metazoa; Nematoda; Chromadorea; Rhabditida; Anisakidae
Source: the annotation of a GenBank genome assembly